AGUUUGCUGUCGACCAUUAGUGUCAGCUGGUGGUUUCGUCAGAUGGUAUCGUGAAUCCUAUAAUAUCACAUCGAUCAUCGUGUAGAAGAAGGAGAUUCAAGAUGAGCGGAGGAAUGCCAGAAUUGGGCUCGAAGAUUAGUUUAAUAUCGAAAGCAGAUAUUCGCUAUGAGGGCCGACUUUUUACCGUUGAUCCUCAAGAAUGUACCAUUGCUCUAGCUAAUGUACGUUCUUUUGGUACUGAAGAUAGAGAAACUCAACUUCCAGUGGCACCGCAAAAUCAAGUGUAUGAAUACAUUUUAUUCCGUGGUUCAGAUAUUAAAGAUAUUAGAGUUGUCAAUAAUGUCAGCUCUAUUCCAAAUGAUCCAGCCAUUGUACAGAUGACGGUACAACCGUCUAUGAGCCAGCAAUCAUACCAGCCACAACCUAGUUAUGCUCAUCCAAUGAUGGGCCCAAUGGGUGGACAAUAUGGAGCACCCUAUGGCAUGACAAUGGGCACUAUGGGACCUGUAAUGGGAAUGCCAACUUCUGCUAGAGAUCCUCGUGGACCAAUGAAUAAACAGUCAAGUGAGUUGAGCUUGGGCUCUGCUGAACCCAAUGCCAUCUCUAUCCCAAACUCACUACCGACGGCCAAUGUCGACCCAUUACCAAAAGACCAAUCUCUGGAAGAUGGUGUAUUAGAUCUUAUUAGUGGAGGUUCACGAUCAACAACUCCAACUUCUUCUUUAUUGACUCGAAAAAGUCCAACUAUGGAUCAGGGUAUCCAAGUAGGCCAUCAGCAGCAACAGCAACAACAGGGUGGAAAUGUUGGCAAACUUGGUGAAAAAACAAAUAUGCGAACUAUUCAACCUGCUCGCCGCGAUCAUGACAGCCACAGUGGUAAUAAAGCAGGAGGCGCUGUAUCGCAGUAUAAUGAAGGAAAACGUGAUACAAUGAAGCAAGAUCAAUUACAAGGACAAGGUACGCAUGCUCAAGGUAAUCGAGGAAAUCGUGGUGGAUGGAUGAAUCGUGGGAAUAUGCGUGGCAGAGGAAGAGGUCGCGGUGGUUUUAGAAAUCAACCUGGUAAUGCUGGUGCCAAACCCAAAAAUACGCUGAAAUUCGAUAAUGAUUAUGACUUCGAACAAGCUAAUACUGAGUUUGAAGAAUUGAGAUCUCAGUUAGCAAAAACGAAAAUUGAUGCUGGUGCUGAUAACGAAAAGAAAGAUGAUAGUGGUAAUGAAACAGGAGCCGGUGAAGGUGAACCCGAGGAAGAACCCGAGAUAGUUCAUUAUGACAAGUCAAAAUCUUUCUUCGAUAACAUUAGCUGUGAAGCUGUUGAGAGAAGUAAAGGACGGUUCCAACGUACGGACUGGAGGACAGAGCGGAAACUGAACUCUGAAACAUUUGGUGUAGCGUCAACGAGACGCGGUAGUUUUCGUGGACGCGGUUACUAUAAUCGUGGAAUGGGAGGCAUGUAUCGAGGCAGUGGUGCAGGUGGUUCUGGUUUCCGUGGUGGUUAUAGAGGUUCCAGAGGUGGAAAUCGUAAACCUGCUAAUCAGCAGCAACAGAAUAAUCCUGGCAGUCAAAAUCGCACGACCAACGAACAAUCUGCUACUCAAUCGCAGCAGAAUAGUCGCGUUGUAUCUUUUUGAAUGAACAACGCACUAUUAUAUAUAUAUAUAUACAUAUAUAUAUAUACAUAUAUAUGUAUAUAUAUAUAAGUAUUCACUGUAGAUUAAGAUUUUUACGAUAUGUGCUCUGCCCUUAUGGACUGAUUUGAAUUCGAGUUUAAGAAGGAUUCAAUGAUUUAAAGGAACAAAAUAAAAGAAAAGAAGUUCUUUGAUAGAACUGUGAGUUUUUUGUAUCGUCAUGCAGAAACGUAGGAAACAAAACAGUGCUUUGCAGGUCCUGCGUUUAGAAUUUCUGGACAAAUAAUGAAUCUUAUUGUUAUAAGUAGUUAAUUUUCGAAAACUCGAUAUUCAAAACCAUCAUGUCCUACGAAUUAAGGAAACGUCGAAUGCUUCUGAAUGUAAUUAAGUACAAUACAUGAUAGAAUAUUUACAAAGAAACAUACAUGAAACAAGAAGUUUUAAAUUUUCAGUUAAUUUUUUUUUUUGAACGCUAUUAA
Molecule: messenger RNA, 2104 nt
Organism: Frieseomelitta varia
Lineage: Eukaryota; Metazoa; Arthropoda; Insecta; Hymenoptera; Apidae
Gene: tral
Product: protein LSM14 homolog B-A
Exons: 7
Coding region: 102-1628 (508 amino acids)
Biological process (GO): cytoplasmic stress granule assembly; P-body assembly
Cellular component (GO): P-body
Molecular function (GO): mRNA binding
Source: RefSeq, a predicted model, not a curated record